CUCUUCACCAUGUCCUCUGCCAAUUACAUGUCUCCCUCUUCCUCGACGACGCCAACAUGGCAUCAGUUCGAACGGAAGGUCGAGGAGGUGAAACCAUCCAAAACGUGAGUGAUUUACCCCACCUUUCCGUCGCGCGCCACGAUUGCAUGAUGUACCUUGAAAUCAAGUUGGGAAUCUCUCUGAAAAACAACUGAGGAGAAUAAAUUGACUUGUGUUUCUGAACCCUUCGUUUAACUUUUGCCUUGUCAUCCACAAAUUUGCCAGAUGGACUUCAAAUGCUGACUGUCCUCUUAAAGUGAUAUCAAUUAUCUAGUCAUGGAUUACCUAAUUACCAACGGCUACCCAGCUGCUGCGAAGAAAUUCGCACUAGAGGCCAAUAUCCAACCCAGAGCAGAUAUCGAGUCGAUUCAGGAACGAGUUGACAUUCGUACUGCGAUUCAUUCUGGGAACAUCCAAGUUGCCAUUGAGAAGAUCAAUGAGCUCAACCCACAGAUCCUAGAUGAAAAUGCCCCUUUACAUUUCGCCUUGCUGCGACUGCAGCUGGUGGAGUUGAUUCGCUCAUGCACCUCUUCCCCCGAUGGCGACAUCAGCCCUGCCCUCGAGUUCGCGACCUCGCAACUCGCACCGCGGGCACCCACCAACCCACAGUUCCUUGAGGACCUUGAGAGGACUCUUGCGCUCUUGAUCUUCCCGAUGGAUAGCCUGUCCCCGUCACUUGCCCCUUUACUACACCCCGACCUUCGUAAGGACAUAGCCAACCGCGUCAACGAAGCCAUCCUGCUGAAUCAAGGCGCUCGUAAAGAGGCCCGGCUACGCAACUUGGUCAAAUUGCGCGCGUGGGCCGAACAGAAAGCCCGGGAGGCUAAGAAGGAUAUACCCGAGAAGCUGGACCUCGGACUGGGCGAUAACCCCAACACCCACAACAGUAAUCCCUUGGCCAGUUCGACCAGUGCUAGCCACAAUGGCUCUAACGACACCGUAAUGACCAAUAAUGGGGAUAUCGACCCCAUGAUCUCAUAAAUCCAGGAUUCGAUCUGCGAUCACCUGGUACCUAAUAUUUCCAUUUCACGUAUCACCACACUCGAAUUUCUCUGUUCACCAUUGAGCACGGCGCUUGGGUGCAGGCUACCAGCUGGUGUCAAAUUCAACGGCUCUCUUGUAACAUCUACGGUUCAAUAUGGAGAUACAUUAACGUCUUAUGACUUGACAUUUGGUUUCUGCCGACGGUUUUGUGUGCGGAACGGAUUGAAUUUUAGCAAUCGAAACAGACCCAACUGGUUCUUCAAUUGGCUUAUUCGUAACAAACCCAUGGUUACCUGGUAGUUAACCACGUUGCAGUUGCCUACCCUGCAGCAAUGUCAAGCCAUGGGUUGGGGCACGGAACAAAUCAACAUCAUACCACCAUGAUUGGAAAUGCUAAACAGUCGCUACACUGUCAAUCGUAUAUACUUGACAGCACGGUGAUUUCGUUUAUUCAGAAGCAGUCAAUUGUAGAUUUCUAUUCAGGAAAGC
This is a messenger RNA of Aspergillus vadensis CBS 113365, 1512 nucleotides long. RefSeq lists its product as uncharacterized. Gene Ontology annotation, cellular component: nucleus; cytoplasm. Gene Ontology annotation, molecular function: protein binding. The transcript has 3 exons. The record is from RefSeq and is a predicted model, not a curated record. The coding region runs from base 316 to 1020 and encodes 234 amino acids. Gene Ontology annotation, biological process: proteasome-mediated ubiquitin-dependent protein catabolic process. Lineage: Eukaryota; Fungi; Ascomycota; Eurotiomycetes; Eurotiales; Aspergillaceae.